AUGGCGGGCACAUCGCCGGAGCUGCCUCAGGACAUCCUCAUGGUUAUCUUCGCCACCCUUGAGAUCCCUGACCUCGUACGUGCCGGCUCUGUCUGCUCCUCCUGGCACUCGGCAUAUAGGAGGCUGCGCAAGCACUACAAGCGCGCGCAGACGCCAUGCCUCAUCUACACUUCCAAAUCAGCUGGUGAGAACGUUGCUUGCCUCUACAGCCUCGCGGAGAACCGGGUCUACAAGUUGACUCUUCCAGAGCCACCUAUCAGCACUAGGUAUUUGAUUGGGUCCUCGCUAGGUCUGCUGGUUACAGUUGACAACAGGUCCGAGAUGCAUCUUGUUAAUCCCAUCACUGGUGAACAGAUUGAUCUCCCCUCGGUGAGCACCAUCGAGCAGGUUAAGCCCAUCUAUGAUUAUUCUGGUGCUCUUCACAAGUAUGAAUACACAUGCCGCACCGCAAAAAUGGUUUACGGCCGACCAUCGGUGUUUGCUCUUGCGGAGCUGAGGAACAACCUUCACCAUAAAGCUUUUGUGUUUCCUGAUACAUGCAAUAGAUUCCUGCUGGUGUUCAUCCACAAUCCGUUAUGUCAGCUCUCAUUUGCAAGGACAGGGGAUGAUAGUUGGACAUGGCUGCCACCAUACAUGCACUAUCAUGAUUGCAUUUACAAGGAUGGCCUGCUGUGCGCAGCGACUAGAUUGGGAGAAAUUCAUGGUUUCAAUCUUAGUAGCACUGUGGUCACGAUGAAGAUGAUUAUGGGGGGGCCCCAGCCUGACAGGGGUCCGAGUGUGUACAUCGCACAAUCUCCAUCGGGCUAUCUCCUUCAAGUGUGGCGAUCAUAUGAGCACUAUAUUUUAGAACCUAAGCCCGGGGAAACUGUGUCCUGGAACACCGGACAACUUGAGAUAUUUGAAGUUUAUGGUGAAGGAAACAAAAUGAAGGAAAUCAGUUGCUUGCGGGACCAUGUGUUGUUUCUUGGGCAUAAUCAGACACUUUGUCUUACCGCCGAAGAAUAUCCGGCUCUCAAGGGAAAUCAUGCUUACUUUACUGAUGAUAGUGUGUUAUGGACAAGGGGAUUCAAGAGUAAGCGCCGUGAUAUGGGGAUUCUGAACUUGGGUAACAACACAAGGGAGAAAAUUGUGUCUCCUCAGCUUUGGUCGAAGUGUCCAGCUCCCGUGUGGAUUACACCCAAUUUUACAAAGAUGAACUUGGCUUUCACUAAAUAG
Molecule: messenger RNA, 1215 nt
Organism: Lolium rigidum
Lineage: Eukaryota; Viridiplantae; Streptophyta; Magnoliopsida; Poales; Poaceae
Product: putative F-box protein At4g22180
Exons: 1
Coding region: 1-1215 (404 amino acids)
Molecular function (GO): protein binding
Source: RefSeq, a predicted model, not a curated record